Messenger RNA from Lepus europaeus (European hare), 2983 nucleotides. RefSeq names its product cyclin I (gene CCNI). The transcript has 8 exons. The coding region runs from base 745 to 1878 and encodes 377 amino acids. Gene Ontology annotation, biological process: mitotic cell cycle phase transition; regulation of cyclin-dependent protein serine/threonine kinase activity. Lineage: Eukaryota; Metazoa; Chordata; Mammalia; Lagomorpha; Leporidae. Gene Ontology annotation, molecular function: cyclin-dependent protein serine/threonine kinase regulator activity. Gene Ontology annotation, cellular component: cytoplasm; cyclin-dependent protein kinase holoenzyme complex; nucleus. The record is from RefSeq and is a predicted model, not a curated record.
UCCCCAGCCUUCCCCGCGAGCGGACGCGGCAGCGCCUCUGUCUCGCUUUUUCUUAUUUUUUUUCCCCCUUUCCCCUUCCUUUUUUUUUUUUUUUUUCUCCCUUUCUCUCCCCUUCCCCCCUUUCACCAUUUCCCCUCGGAGGCGCUUCCCCCGGGCAGGGGCAGAGCCGGUCUCACCCCCCGCCUCUCCCCGGCCCCCGCCGCCCUAUGGCGACAGGGAGCCCCCUCCUCACCCGGGCACCAGCGGCGGCGGCUGGAGGAGCGGGACCGGCGGCGGCGGCCUCUCGUCCAGGGUCGCCAUGGAACUGACUCGCUGAGCGUGCGUCCCGCCCGAGUGCCUGCGCCCUCCGCGCCCCGCUCCCCCUCUCCUCCCUCCUCAGUCGGCCGGCUCCGUGUCCCGCGCGCCCCGGGAAAUGAGGCGGUGACGGGGCCCCCGGAUGACCCCGCGUCACCCCUGGGAGGCCUACAGCUCUGCCGGGGUGGAGGAGGAGGAAGAGGAGGAAGAGGAGGAAGAGGAGGAGAAGAUGGAAUAAAAAGGAGCGGGCAGAUAGCUUAAGAAAGGACAGAGUUUAGAGGAGCUAACCUGGGACCGGAGUGAGAGAUCGUGGCCUCCUGCAGUGGAAGUUUCUUAAUGCUGAUCAAGGGCAGACCAGUAGAGCAUCAGCUUGUUGGGACGGUGCUGCGGAUGAUGUGGAGUUACAGGUAGCUACAUCAAGCUGGGUGGCAGGCAGCUCCAAAGGAUAUCAUGAAGUUUCCAGGACCCUUGGAAAACCAGAGAUUGUCUUUCCUAUUGGAAAAGGCAAUCUCUAGGGAAGCCCAGAUGUGGAAGGUGAAUGUGCCGAAAUUACCUACAAAUCAGAAUGUUUCUCCAUCCCAGAGAGAUGAAGUAAUUCAGUGGCUGGCCAAACUCAAGUACCAGUUCAAUCUUUACCCAGAAACGUUUGCUCUGGCUAGCAGUCUUUUGGACAGGUUUUUAGCUACUGUAAAGGCCCAUCCGAAAUAUUUGAGUUGUAUUGCCAUCAGUUGUUUUUUCCUAGCUGCUAAGACUGUUGAGGAAGAUGAGAGAAUUCCAGUACUGAAGGUAUUGGCAAGAGAUAGUUUCUGUGGAUGUUCCUCAUCUGAAAUUCUGAGAAUGGAGAGAAUUAUUCUGGAUAAGUUGAAUUGGGAUCUUCACACAGCCACACCAUUGGAUUUUCUUCACAUUUUUCAUGCCAUUGCAGUGUCAACUAGGCCACAGUUACUGUUCAGUUUGCCCAAAUUGAGCCCAUCUCAACAUCUGGCAGUCCUCACCAAGCAACUGCUUCACUGUAUGGCCUGCAGCCACCUUCUGCAGUUCAAAGGAUCCAUGCUUGCUCUGGCCAUAGUUAGUUUGGAAAUGGAGAAACUCAUUCCUGAUUGGCUUCCUCUUACACUUGAACUGCUUCAGAAAGCACAGAUGGAGAGCUCCCAGCUGAUCCACUGUCGGGAGCUUGUGGCACAUCACCUUUCUACUCUGGAGUCUUCCCUGCCUCUCAAUUCCGUUUAUGUCUACCGUCCCCUCAAGCACACCCUGGUGACCUGUGACAAAGGAGUGUUCAGAUUACAUCCCUCCUCUGUCCCGGGCCCAGAUUCCUCCACGGACAACAGCAAGCCAGAAGUGCCAGUCAGAGGUACAGCAGCUUUCUACCAUCAUCUCCCAGCUGCCCUUGGGUGCAAGCAUACCUCUGCUAAACGCAAAGUAGAGGAAAUGGAAGUGGAUGACUUCUACGAUGGAAUCAAACGGCUCUAUAAUGAAGAUAAUGCUUCAGAAAACGUGGGUUCUGUGUGUGGCACUGAUUUAUCAAGACAAGAGGGACACGAUUCCCCUUGUCCACCUUUGCAGCCUGUUUCUGUCAUGUAGUUUGAAUAGGCAUUACCUUCAAGUAAGGUAGACCACUCUAGAAAUGAGAACACGGGAACAUCAGGAAAGGCUAUAGAAAGAUAUAUACCUUAUCAGGCUGAUCUGAAGUGAGCCAGAAACAACCCCCCCCCCCCCCAUUUAGUUAUGUGGCUAAUUGUAAUUCAGUACUUCACCUAAAGACAGCUAUGUUAAGAUAGGUACAUGUAUCUAUCUACUUCAGAAAUAUCUAAAAUCUUCUAAAAAGUAAAAAAAAAUCCCCUUGUUGUAUGUCAGUUCUACUCUUCUGUUAAAAUGUAGCUUGCCCUGUGUCAACAAUUUACAUUUAAUUUUCUUUAAAUUUUAGAAUUUAUAGCUUGCAAAUCCUAUCCCCAGCAUCCAAAUUUUCCUGUUGCUUUUGCCUGCUUCUCCAUUCAAUAAUGAAUUUUAUGCAUGUUGAUCUAUACCCCAAUAUCCACCGAAAAGGCCCCCCCAAAUUUUUAAAACAAUUAUUUCAGCUUAAUGGCCAUGUUUAAUCCCAAUUCAGAUUCUACCUAGUUUGAGAAAGGUACUAUGGAAUUGUCCUAUGUGAAGUAAGAAGUGGUAAUAGGAAAAUUGCUCACAAUACCACAAUACCACUUCGCUUAUUUCAGUUUCUAUUGUUUGAAAGUAAAAAUCACUGUCUUUAUCUUAAAGAGAUGCUUUUUAAAGUGGCACAUAUUAGGUCACCCAUAGAUUUGCUGAAAGCAUUUUUGACAUUUGUAUAUAAAAGAAUUUGUGAUAAAGUUAAUAUAUCAAGGUGCUCACCAAAGAAAUAUGUAACAACUAAAAUUAGGUUUUUGUAACUGAUGCGUUUCCACUCAUUCAUAAUCAGUAGGAGAAUGUCUAGAUGUUGGGCAGCUCUAUGAUUUGAGUGUAACAUGUACUAACUAAAUUCAGUACCCUAGUUUUAGUUCUGUAUUGGGAUUUUCUUGGUAAAAGUUACUUCCCAUCUCCCCAACCUACCUUUGUUCCUCUUAAUGACUUCUGGAUCCUGAGCUCCCUUUGCAGUCUGAAGGCGGCACUAUAGUCAGAACCAUGUCCUGAUGUUAACAGCCUCUGGUAGCAAUAAAAGUUGUCCUUAACCUUG